This is a messenger RNA of Tripterygium wilfordii, 1244 nucleotides long. RefSeq names its product kinetochore protein SPC24 homolog. Bases 356 to 961 code for a protein of 201 amino acids. Lineage: Eukaryota; Viridiplantae; Streptophyta; Magnoliopsida; Celastrales; Celastraceae. The transcript has 7 exons. The record is from RefSeq and is a predicted model, not a curated record. Gene Ontology annotation, biological process: regulation of chromosome segregation.
UUAAGCUUUCGAAAUUAUAUCACUCAUUCACGCGUCACAGACUCACAGUUCCGAUUCUAAUUCCUGCAUAGUUUUGAUUCGCUUCCGCUUAAGCAAUCAGAGAACGCGAGAGGCAUCACUCGUUGUUAGGUUUACCAAUGUUAGAUCUUUGCUCAAUUCCUACUGUACUCAGUGCGUAGUUGUUGAAGGGAUACGGAUUACUGUUUUGUCCACGAUAAUAUCAACAGUAACACGGAUUACUAUUUUCUGGUUCGGAAUUGGUUGAUUCUGCUUUUGCCAUAUAUUUGAGAGUGAGACUAAAUCUUGACGAUUUCGCUAAAUCAAGAUCUUUUCAGUGGAACCUCUCUCUAAAACAAUGGGGGAUCUCUCUCGGAAGAUUGAUGUGGACAAGUUGAUCUCAUACAGCGAUGAUCUCGUGGCUGUGUUGAAGGACGAGAGGGACAUGAAAACCUUGACACAGUGUCUGGAACAAUCUAAGUCACUUCAGUCCUCUUUCUUUGCUGAUUUCAAUGAAAUCCAGAGCUCUAUUGAAGAUUAUCAGAGAAAGAUCGAUGCAUGCAAGGAAAAAACCGAAAAAGCAAAAUCUGAAGUUGCUGCAGAUUCUGAUUUUGAUCUUCUCCAAAAAGAGUUAGAAGAAGAGCUCCAGAAAGAACGAGAGCUUAUGGAAGAGCUCAGAGUUAUCUCCAAUGAGAUUAAUGAUCUAGAGCAUCAAAGGGUCUCUUUUGAAGAACGAAAGCAAAAUAUAAAGAAACUCGAGCAGGAUGAACUGAGGGCGCAGAGGAAGCUUUCUAUGUAUGCUUCAGUCACAAAUACCAUCCCAAACUUGAAUGAUGACUCCAAAAUCUCAGGCCAUAUAGUGGAUAGGGAUAAAAGGGUGGUUGAGAAGUUUGAAUUCGAUCCGACAAAGAUGAGUGGCUUUGAUACAUGUCAGACAAUCUGGAAGGUGAUAAAUUUACAAUAGUUUUGCAUGUUUUUAUGUUCAUAUGAUGUGCAUUCAACAUGUAUGUUGUCCUGUAUUUGACGCUGAGAGUCUAGUCAUUUGUUGGAUGUAUUACGCCAUAUCUUGUAUAAUUUUGUGGUCACCUUGUCUAAUUUUAUAUUUGUUGGCAGUUUAUUUAUGUUGUAUGAAUUUAUUUUAUGUGAUGGACUAGCUGUUUAAGACUGGUCGUCGUAAUUCCAGGGUGCUGGCUAUUUGUGUAUGAUUAAGUAUCCUUCUGGCUUAUGUAUGGAUGGAGAAUUUCUCA